Messenger RNA from Mus musculus (house mouse), 3130 nucleotides. RefSeq names its product nucleoporin 107 (gene Nup107). The transcript has 28 exons. Gene Ontology annotation, molecular function: structural constituent of nuclear pore. Gene Ontology annotation, biological process: nuclear pore complex assembly; nephron development; mRNA export from nucleus. The record is from RefSeq and is marked validated. Gene Ontology annotation, cellular component: nuclear pore outer ring; nuclear membrane; kinetochore. The coding region runs from base 1185 to 2891 and encodes 568 amino acids. Lineage: Eukaryota; Metazoa; Chordata; Mammalia; Rodentia; Muridae.
GGGUGUGCUUCCGGAGAGCGGGAAGGCUGAAACGCGGCGGCCAGGCUGCAGUCAAAGAGUUGCAAGGUUCUAGGCGGAGACCGCUGAAGCCAUGGACAGGAGUGGCUUCGGGGGGAUGUCAUCCCCUGUGAUCCGGGAUGCGGAGGUGACGAGGACUGCCCGGAAGCACAGUGCUCACAAAAGAGUUCUAAUUCAGGCCAACCAAGAGGACAAUUUUGGUACUGCUACACCAAGAAGCCAGAUCAUUCCUCGAACGCCAAGCUCCUUUCGACAGCCUUUUGUUACUCCAUCGAGCCGAAGCCUACUGAGACACCCGGAUAUUUCCUACAUUCUUGGAACGGAAGGGAGGUCUCCCCGGCACACACAGUCUUCUGGGUACUUGGGAAAUCUUUCUAUGGUGACUAAUCUUGAUGACAGCAACUGGGCAGCUGCAUUCUCAUCCCAGCGUUUAGGGCUCUACACAAACACAGAGCAUCAUAGUAUGACCGAGGAUGUGAACCUAAGUACUGUCAUGCUACGGGAAGACGACCCUGGAGAGGCUGCAUCCAUGAGCAUGUUCUCUGAUUUCCUGCACUCUUUCUUGAAGCACUCUUCAACCACAGUCUUUGAUCUCGUAGAAGAAUAUGAAAAUAUUUGUGGUAGUCAGGUGAAUAUCCUCAGUAAAAUAGUGAGCCGCGCAACGCCUGGACUGCAGAAGUUUUCCAAGACGGCCAGUAUGCUCUGGCUUCUCCAACAGGAGAUGGUCACAUGGAGGCUGCUCGCCUCUUUGUACAGAGACAGAAUACAGUCUUCAUUAGAAGAGGAAAAUAUGUUUGCAAUUGCUGGUAUUAAUGCCAGCGAGAAGAUGGUUGUGGAAACGCUGUUUCAGAGGGACUCACUGGUCCGGCAGAGCCAGUUGGUGGUAGAUUGGCUAGAGAGUAUUGCCAAAGAUGAAAUCGGAGAAUUCUCGGACAAUAUUGAGUUUUAUGCAAAAUCAGUGUAUUGGGAAAAUACCCUCCACUCCUUAAAGCAGCGGCAGCUACUGUCUCACAUGGGAAGUACCCGGCCUCUGGUCACCGAACUGUGGGGGCUGUUUUUCACAGGACCCAGACGCUCCCAUUAGACAGAAGUUGCCACUCGACGAUCUGGACAGAGAGGACGAGGUCAGACUGCUGAAGUACCUCUUCACGCUCAUCCGUGCUGGCAUGACAGAGGAGGCACAACGGCUCUGUAAACGGUGUGGGCAAGCAUGGCGAGCUGCAACCCUGGAAGGCUGGAAACUGUACCAUGACCCUAAUGUUAAUGGAGGGACAGAGCUAGAACCUGUUGAAGGGAAUCCAUAUAGACGCAUCUGGAAGAUUAGUUGCUGGAGAAUGGCUGAAGAUGAACUUUUUAAUAAAUAUGAAAGAGCGAUUUACGCGGCACUGAGUGGGAACCUUAAGCAGCUCCUUCCAGUCUGUGACACGUGGGAAGACACGGUGUGGGCCUACUUCCGGGUGAUGGUGGAUAGCCUGGUGGAGCAGGAGAUUCGGACAUCAGUAAUGACGCAGGAUGACAGUGAGGAGCUCCCUCGAGAGUACAUGGAAGCCAAUUGGACCUUAGAAAAAGUUUUUGAAGAACUUCAAGCCACUGAUAAAAAGAGAGUUCUGGAGGAGAAUCAAGAGCAUUACCAUAUAGUUCAGAAAUUCCUUAUCCUGGGAGACGUUGAUGGUUUGAUGGAUGAAUUUAGCAAAUGGCUGUCCAAGAGCGGAAGCAGUCUGCCCGGACACCUGCUCCGCUUCAUGACACACCUCAUUCUGUUUCUCCGCACCCUAGGCCUCCAGACCAAGGAAGAAGUUUCCAUUGAAGUUCUAAAAACAUAUAUACAGCUGUUAAUAAGCGAGAAGCACACAAGCCUCAUAGCGUUCUAUACCUGUCAUCUGCCUCAAGACCUCGCCGUGGCCCAGUAUGCCUUAUUUUUGGAAGGUGUUACGGAAUUUGAGCAGCGGCACCAGUGCCUAGAGCUGGCUAAGGAAGCAGACUUGGAUGUUGCGACGAUAACGAAAACUGUAGUUGAGAAUAUUUGCAAGAAAGAUAAUGGUGAAUUUAGUCACCAUGACCUGGCUCCAUCCCUAGACACUGGCACUACUGAGGAGGACCGCCUGAAGAUUGAUGUGAUCGACUGGCUCGUGUUUGACCCGGCACAGAGAGCGGAAGCCCUGAGGCAAGGCAACGCCAUCAUGAGGAAGUUCUUAGCAUUAAAGAAACAUGAAGCUGCAAAAGAAGUGUUUGUGAAAAUUCCUCAGGAUUCCAUCGCAGAGAUCUAUAAUCAGUGGGAGGAGCAAGGCAUGGAGAGCCCUCUUCCUGCCGAGGAUGAUAACGCCAUCCGAGAGCAUUUGUGUAUCAGAGCCUAUCUGGAAGCCCAUGAAACCUUCAACGAAUGGUUUAAACAUAUGAAUUCGGCUCCACAGAAACCUACAUUACUAUCUCAAGCAACUUUUACAGAGAAAGUGGCUUAUGAACACAGAGAAAAGAAAUACGAGAUGGAUCAUAAUAUUUGGAAAGGACAUUUGGAUGCCCUAACUGCUGAUGUGAAGGAGAAAAUGUACAACGUCUUGUUGUUUGUUGAUGGAGGAUGGAUGGUGGAUGUCAGAGAGGACGCCGAGGACGACCCUGAGCGGACGCAUCAGAUGGUUUUACUGAGGAAGCUCUGUCUCCCCAUGCUGUGCUUCCUGCUUCACACCAUACUGCACAGCACCGGACAGUACCAGGAGUGCCUGCAGCUGGCCGACAUGGUGUCCUCUGAGCGCCACAAGCUCUAUCUGGUGUUUUCUAAGGAAGAACUAAGGAAACUGCUGCAGAAGUUAAGGGAGUCCUCUCUAAUGCUCCUAGACCAGGGGCUCGACCCGCUUGGCUAUGAAAUUCAGUCAUAACUCACCAUUCUCUGAUGCCCAUGACUAGAGGAGGAUGCUUGCUUGCUUCGUUGAGUUGCUUGGUUGGUUGGUUUUGGUCAAAUAUACGUAUUUGUAAUUAUUGGUUUGUUUGUUUGUUUGUUUUUCCUUUGGCAUUCUUGGGGAAAAUGUAAAAUUCAGGCAUUUGGAUUUUGUAUUAUAUCAGUAUUUCCUUAUGUAUUUUUUAAAUAAAUUAUACAAAAUAAAUUUUUUGUUCUAUA